Misgurnus anguillicaudatus (oriental weatherfish) is the source of this 7696-nucleotide messenger RNA. The record is from RefSeq and is a predicted model, not a curated record. Lineage: Eukaryota; Metazoa; Chordata; Actinopteri; Cypriniformes; Cobitidae.
AUCUGACGUCUUUGAAUGUCAGCGUGGAAACACGUCUGUUUGAGAGGACAAAGAGGAUGAGGUGAAAAAACCCCUCAAUAGCCUCAGAGUGCCAAAUGAAAGAAGAAGAGAUCUCUUCAGUGGUCGGAGGCGCCGCUGCGCGUCAAUCUGAGCGUCUCUCUCGCGUCGGUGCUGCUCGUGACGGCUUUAACUCGUUGUGCAGCUUGGAUUUCAUUGCUUCACGGUCAGAGGGAGUUCAUGAAGAUUAUACAGAUUUAAUGUGGAGCUAAAUGAUCUGAUCUGACUGAAGUUCCAGUAGAGAUUCAGAUUGAAUCGCAGUGUCAUCUCUUCAGAUCUUUAUGAUUCAUUCAUCUGACAACUGAACUCAAGGUGAAGGAUGUUGUGUCUGGUCACUGAUGGUCUGCAGGUUCUGCUGUGGGUUCUGCUCAUGUUUUCCUGCUGUUGUUUGACUCAAGCAGAGACUCUGGUUACAGUCCGAAAAGUCACCCAUCCUUCUUUGCGACAGCCAUUAGCAGGCUCUGCUCUCCUCCCGUGUGUUUUUACUCUGUCACCUGCUGUUCCUCCGAGUCACGGCCCGUAUAUUCACUGGACACGAGGGUCAGGAGAGCAGGAGAGGACGGUUCUGUUCGCCCGGGACGGGGUGGUGAGAAUACACCAGGCUUACGCGGGACGGGUCAGUCUCCCCGGUUACUCUGUCAAUCAACUGAACGCAUCACUGGCACUAUCACACCUGCGCUCCAAUGAUUCCGGCAUCUUCCGCUGCCACGUCGCCCUGGGAGACAAAUAUGAGCAAGAUACAGUCAACCUGGAGAUCACAGGUGUUGUGUUUCACUAUCGAGCAGCGUCUGACAGAUAUUCGCUCUCUUUUGAUGAUGCUGUUGAUGCGUGUGAACAGAAUUCAGGUGAUAUUGCCGCUCCAGAACAUCUGUGGGCUGCGUUUCACUCAGGACUCAACAGCUGCGCAGCCGGAUGGCUGAAAGAUCAGACUGUCAGGUAUCCCAUACAGAGACCUGAGCUCGGUUGCUAUGGACACACAGAGUAUUCACGUGGAGUGAGGAAUUAUGGGAAACGGGACCCAUCUGAAUUAUUUGAUGUGUAUUGUUUCGCAAAUGAGAUGAAAGGUGAAGUGUUUUCUGUCACGGCCCCUGGUAAACUGACUCAUCCCGAGGCCGCGGCUCACUGUGAAUCAUUGGGUGGCCGGUUGGCGACCGUCGGGCAGCUUUAUCUGGCCUGGACGUCUGGAUUGGAUCAUUGUGAUGGCGGUUGGUUGGCUGAUGGGAGCGUGAGGUCAUCUGUCGGUACAGAGCGUUCACGGUGUGCAGAUGCUGAACCGGGUGUCCGAACCUUUACACCAUCAGAGCCCAUCAACAGGACAGAUCGCUUUGAUGCAUACUGCUAUCAAGAAAAGAAAUCACAGGACGCUCUCAGCAGCAUUGUUAAGUCCUUACUGAAGCCGUGGAAGUACAUGACCGGCGAUGUGGAUGGAUCGCAGGAGAAUGCAGAAGAUGUGCCCGAAUCUCCUUCAUCUACUGGAGAACAAGAUCUGUCUGACCUUCAGCCUACUAACUGGACCGGACAGGUGGAUUUGGACAAAGAGCUCCACGUUGCCGCUGAGCCUCCUGAGCUAUCGGCUGAGUAUUUGACCGUUCGUCUGAGAGCCGAAGACACGUCUCUGGACUGGAGCGGCCAGUUGGACUCGUUCCCGGACAUUGAACAGACGUUCCCUGCCCUGAGGUCAGAUCUCAUUUCUGAGAGUCCAGGUGGUUCAGCCAGAGAGGAAGAGGAUGAAGAUCUGUCAGGUCAGUCCGUCACAGAGACCACACAGUCCAAUGGCAAGAGUUCCCUUACGAGCAUUGUCAGCUCAUUGUGGAAACCCUGGAGAUACCUGACAGGAGGUGAGGUGGACACCGUGACCGAGAGCACGCAAGCUGUUACACAAUCUACCGUCAUGGACAACAAACCUACAGCUACUUCUUCCUCAGGGUUGAUGUCGUUGUUGGGCACCUCAAGGGUCUCUGGUCUUACGUCAGUCACUGAUAAAUUCAUCUCCUCCCAUCCGCCUGUGAGCUCAACAGUACCAGAGACUGGCACCAGAGAUAGAUCAAGCAUCGAUCAGGCCAGUCAAGCUACAGAGCACGCUCCAGGGACAGGUGAAGAAUGGGUUCAGGUGACAGAAAAACCUGGAGAGAAUGCAGGAACCCCUGACCCGGACAAUGAGGAAGAAGUUCCGGUCUCCAUUUCCAAAGAAUCUGUGCGUAGGUUGUCCCUGACGGAGAGCUACUCCGGAGAGAGUCGAACCCAUGAGAUGGAGGGAAGCUCGUGGGGCGAUACGUACCUGUCGCCAGGUGCCACGUCCGAAAAGACGCUUACGGUGGUAACGUUGAAUACCGGAUUAUUACCGGAAAGGAGAGCCACCACCUCGCUCAACCAGGACGACGCUGCUUUGGAGGCCCGUGGAGAAAUUCAAUACAGACGUAGAAACAAAGGCAGAAGGCCAGGCCACAGAACCACAGAGAUGACAACCACAGCUGCCCAGAGCACCACUAUGUCCUACAUUGUGUCUUCAACCAGUGAAAACACAAGAACAGCCUUCACAUUGUCUCCAGAUAAGUCUCAGAUGGCAAGCUUUCAAACGCCGGUUCUCAGCAUCACAGAUAAAGAUCUGAACAUCCCAGAGAAAGAUCUCACUAUCACAGAGAAAGAUCUCACUAUCACAGAGAAAGAUCUCACUAUCACAGGGAAAGAUCUCAGCAACAUAGAGAAUGAUCUCGCUAUCACAGAGAAAGAUCUAACUAUCACAGAUAAAGAUCUCAGCAACCCAGAGGAAGAUCUCAGCAACCCAGAGAACAAUCUCAGCAAUCCAGAGAAAGAUCUCAGCAUAACAGAGAAAGAUCUCAGCAGUCCAGAGGAAGAUCUCAGCAACCCCAAAAAAGAUCUCCCUAUCACAGAAAAAGAUCUCAGCAGUGAAGUGAAAGAUCUCAGCAGUCCAGAGGAAGAUCUCAGCAACCCCAAAAAAGAUCUCACUGUCACAGAAAAAGAUCUCAGCAGUCCAGAGGAAGAUCUCAGCAACCCAGAGGAAGAUCACAGCAACCCCAAAAAAGAUCUCACUGUCACAGAAAAAGAUCUCAGCAGUGAAGAGAAAGAUCUCAGCAACCCCAAAAAAGAUGUCACUAUCACAGAAAAAAAUCUCACUAUCACAGAGAAAGAUCUCAGCAGUCCGGAGGAAGAUCUCAGCAACCCCCAAAAAGAUCUCACUGUCACAGAAAAAGAUCUCAGCAGUGAAGAGAAAGAUCUCAGCGGUCCAGAGGAAGAUCUCAGCAACCCCAAAAAAGAUGUCACUAUCACAGAAAAAAAUCUCACUAUCACAGAGAAAGAUCUCAGCAGUCCGGAGGAAGAUCUCAGCAACCCCCAAAAAGAUCUCACUGUCACAGAAAAAGAUCUCAGCAGUCCAGAGGAAGAUCUCAGCAACUCCAAAAAAGAUCUCACUAUCACAGAGAAAGAUCUCAGCAGUCCAGAGGAAGAUCUCAGCAACCCCCAAAAAGAUCUCACUGUCACACAAAAAGAUCUCAGCAGUCCAGAGGAAGAUCUCAGCAACCCCAAAAAAGAUCUCACUAUCACAGAGAAAGAUCUCAGCAGUCCAAAGGAAGAUCUCAGCAACCCAGAUGAAGAUCUCAGCAACCCAGACGAAGAUCUCAGCAACCCAGAGGAAGAUCUCAGUAACCCAGAGGAAGAUCUGAGCAUCAUAGAGAAAGAUCUGAAUAGUCCAGAGAGCAGCACUGAGAUGAUGACAAAUAACAGUUCACUUAGACAAAGAGAUAUUGAUGACUGUCAAUCAAACCCUUGUGAGAAUGGAGGCACGUGCAUUGAUAAAGAGGAUUCAUUUGUGUGUUUGUGUUUGCCCAGUUACACAGGAGACCAAUGUGAGAGAGACACAGAGGGCUGUGAACACGGCUGGAUGAAGUUUCACGCUCACUGUUAUCGACUCUUUCCACGCAGACACACAUGGGAGGAAUCAGAGAAAGAUUGUCGAGAGCACAGCAGUCAUCUGACCAGCAUCACAUCAUCUUUGGAGCAGGAUUUUCUCAACGGUUUAGGUCAUGAGAAUAUUUGGAUUGGACUGAAUGAUCGUACAGUAGAAGAGGAUUUCCAGUGGACCGAUGGAUUAGAUGUUGUGUAUGAGAACUGGCGUGAGAGUCAGCCGGAUAAUUUCUUCGCGGGUGGAGAGGACUGUGUGGUCAUGAUUUCAAGAGAAGACGGCAAAUGGAACGAUGUGCCGUGCAACUACAAUCUGCCCUACGUCUGUAAGAAAGGAACAGUCAUGUGUAACACACCUCCUUCAGUGGACAAUGCCUAUCUAGUGGGUCGCAGACGAUCACACUAUGACAUUCAUGCAGUGGUUCGGUAUCAGUGUGAUGAUGGCUUCUUUCAGCGUCACGUACCGACCGUCCGCUGUCGACCCAAUGGGACCUGGGAAAGACCCAAGAUCAUCUGUACCAAGUCACGUCGAUCUCACCGUUACCGUCGGCAACACCACAGAUCCCGGCGUGAGCACCGGAGACACAGGAGACAUGGAUCCGGUCACAGAGGACGAGAUUAAACCUCACUGGUGUUUAAAGGCAGGGGACGUCCCCUUUAAUCUGUGAUUUCACUUUCAGUGUUUUCCAGUCAGAGGAAACACAACAGACCCUGAAAAACCUAAACAAUAACUUCUCCUCAUCUCCUGAUCUCCUCCUGAUCUUCUCCUCUGGAUCUCCUGAUCUUCUCCUGAUCUUCUCCUGAUCUCCUCCUGAUCUUCUCCUGAUCUUCUCCUGAUCUCCUGAUCUUCUCCUCUUGAUCUUCUCCUGAUUUUCUCCUCCGAACCUCCUGAUCUUCUCAUCACCUCCUUAUCUUCUCACUUUCUUCAAAACUUUGUGACUACAGUUCAAGUCAUUUAGGUUUUAUAAUCAGAGAUGGUCUUGAUGAGGUCUGAAGGGUUGUUACUGUAGAUUGACAGACAGAAGAUUAUUAAUGCAGUCAGUGAUAUAGAGACAGAUCUGUAUAGAGUUACUCGUACAGAUGACAGUAGUGUUUGCUUCAGCUGUAGGUUAUUUGUGUUUUGUAAUGUUUCAAGAUUUGUAUUCAGUGUGGUCUCUACUAAACUUUGCAUUUCUGCCAGGUCACUGAGUAAGAAUGAUAUUUAGCUCUGUAAUAGAAAAACUGUUUAUUAGAAACAGAAAAUGUGGUCAGUUUGUCUUCUUAAAGGAGCAUUUCACCCGUGGAAACAUUCAUCUUUAUUGAAAGUGGAUCAUAUUUGUAGUCGAAAUCUAACAUACAUUUCGAAUUUGGUGCCUAUUUGACCGAGGAAAGGAGUGUUUGUAGUCUUACCCCCUCAACAAAGAUAUUGGACUUCCUUCUUUCAAUGAUGCAAAAUGAUGAUUUUGACAUCAUUGAAAGAAGGAAGUGCAACACUGAAAUCUGUAUUUCUCCUGUCUCAGGGGAAACUGAGGAAAUAAUGCACUACCAUUCAAAAACAUGACUGGGGUUCUAACUAUACAAAGCUUAAUGCAAAAAGGUGAAGUGUCCCUUUAAAUACUCGACUGAUAAAUCACAAAGUCAUCUAUGUUGUUUUCAACUUUACAUCAUUUAGGCCUACAUGUUAUGUUUUAAUCCUCUGCAGUAAUGUUGAGCUGUUUCUGUUUGAUAAAGAAGAUUACACAUUAACUCUUUCCCUGCCAGCAUUUUUUUCAAAAGUUGCCAGCAUUUUUCAUGAUUUUCACAAAAGUUUAAUACCUUUCAGAAAAUGUUCUUCUUCAAAUAUAUAAACAUACUAUAUAUCAAAUGAAAGAACAGACCCUCUGCUUUUCAAAAAAAAAAGAAUCCUACCUUCAUUAGUUUUCUUUUUAUCACCGCUCAAAUAUGGGUAGGUUUCUUCAAAAACAGCAAAUUUUGAGCAAAAAGCUGAGAUAAUUGAGAGAGAAGGACUUUUGAUAGAGAUCAGAUUCAGAGUGAUUCUCAAAACAUACACUGACAUACCGCUGUUGUCCCUAUAGGGCAAUACUUCUGGUUUUAUAAGUUGCGGAAGAGCGCUACCUCGUGGAUAAUUGCGGUAUUACGGAUUGCCGGAAAUACUCGUCAUUGGCAGGGAAGCGUUUUCUCUUAAUUGAUGAGUUAACUCGUCAAUGGCAGGGAAAGAGUUAAAAAACGCUGGGUUAUUUUUAAACCAGUGUUGGGUCAAAAGGGACAAACCCAGACAUACAGUAUAUCUGACCAAACAAUGUGUAGUUAAACCAACCCAGCAGGUUGUCUUUGUCCCUUUUGACCGAGUGCUGGUUUGAAAGUAACCCAGCAGUGUUUAUUGUGCACAAAUCAGAACAUAUAAGACAAGGACACCUUUUAAAAGUUUGUGUAGUUUUUAUUUGGAUUUUGAUUGAUUUUGUGUUUUUAUGAUCUGUCAUGAUUGUCAACAAACACUACACACAUUGUCUUGCAUGUGUUUGCUGAUGGUCUGUAUGUUUUUGAAAUGAUUCACUGUGAGAGCAAUUUAAUUUUCAUAGAGCUCUGAAAUGGUAAAAGUCAUCUCCAACAUGGGUUAAUCUGCACUAUGUGUGUUGUUACUGGUAUCUUCAGAGAAUCAAGCGUGUGAUCCAGAUGUUGUUUGAUCUCCACAUUAGAGAUAGCUGAGAGAUGCGCGUGUUUGCUGAAAUAAUACAGAGGGUUUUGUGUCUCACUCUUAAAAUAUUGGGUUUUUUAAAACAAUAGUUGGUUAAUAACAAACCAGCAUAGAGUUAUUUAUAACCCAACAGUUGGGUUUCUUCAUAUUUGACCUAACUUUGGGUUGAAACAACUCAGUUUCUUUCGAGUGUAUAAACAGUAUUAAACUUGAAUCUUGUGCCAUUUCAUUCACAGUCACCUUAAGACUCUGCUUAUGUGUGAAGUGUGUGUGUGUGUGUUUGUGUGUGUGUGUGUGUGUGUGUGUGUGUGUGUGUGUGUGUGUGUGUGUGUGUGUGUGUGUGUGUGUGUGUGUGUGUGUGUGUGUGCGCGUUUGUGUGUGUGUGUGUGUGUGUGUGUGUGCGUGUGUGUGUGUGUGUGUGUGUGUGUGUGCGCGUUUGUGUGUGUGUGUGUGUGUGUGUGUGUGUGUGUGUGUGUGUGUGUGUGUGUGUGUGUGUGUGUGUGUGUGUUUAACAUGUUUGUAAAGUAACCCAGCAGGUGCGAGUGUGAAUUAAAUGUGUGUUUUCUUUUCUCUCUGUGCUCUGAGUUUGUUCAGUGUGUUUAUUUCUGUACAUGUAUUCUGUAGUGAGCAUUAUAUGUUAGAUGAAGAAUGAUCAAGAUAGAUUUUCUGCUGUAUAUAAUCUGUGGAUUAAUUGAAAGGUUUUGAUCAUUGAUUCUUUCAUAUCAUUCAGUGUUUACUGUUUUAACACGGUCACAUCUUUAGGUGAAUCUCACAAGCAACAUUCCAGUAUUACUAGAGUAUCAAUAUACAGUAUAUUAUAAAGUGAAAGGCUUAUUUUGGACUGAAGUGUGACCUGGUGAUGUUUUUGAGAGGUUAUGGGAGGUCAGCUGUGCCUUUUAUCAACUCACACAAACAUUUGUUUUAAUACUUCAAUCUGAUGUCUCUGAAUGUGAUUUGUGUGAAGAUCAGAUCUCUCUCUGUAGUGUUUUUAUGACUAUGGUUUGUUUUUCUUUAUUAAACUCCACCAAUAAACCUGAUUGAAUUAGA